CACGUGGAUGCUGCAUACCCACGCCUCCGCACGUGUUCGCCGUGCUUUACGACUUCUUGAGGAUUUUUUGGGCUUCUUGACUCCUCCCCCACGGCCAACGUAUAUUAAUCACCGAUGACAAGCGUAAGGUACCCAGAGCAAGCGAGACAUCCCAGCUAGAGACUGAAGAUCUGAACAGCAGCUUUUCUCAUCCCACGAACAGAGACUCACAGAGAGAAGAGAGCACCAUGGUCAGCGAUCAGCGCUUCGUGAUCAGUGCCCGGAUCAUUGGAUCCGUGGUCAGGGACUCACCAAAACUCAAGGUAAGUGAUGCUCUGCAUCACAAGUUCAUUUGCACAUUAUAUCAGUGUGUAUUAUUUCUGUUUUGAUAUUAUUUUGAUCAUUUUUUCCACUCUCUCCAAAGAUGUUCAUGAUAUCAGUGCUAUGGUCUGAUGAGGCUGAAGUGAUUAUCUACAGGUCCUUCCAGGAUUUUAAGAAAUUUCAUGUAAGUAUCAGAAUAAAACACAAAAAAAAACACAACUUGUUUUUCUUAAAUUGUGAACACAUUUAGUAAUCAUAAUAAUAAGCAAUAUCCCAAUGUUUCAUCUUUAAACAGAGGCAGCUGAAGAAGAGAUUCCCCCACAUGAACCCCUUUCGGAAAGACAGAGUGAUCCCCAAAUUUAAUGGUAAGAUAUCUUUUUUUCUACUUUUAAUUGGUCUCUAUUGAACAUUUACAGCAUUAUGUUGUAACACUAUCUUUUAACAAGAAAAGCAUAGAAGAAUUAUUAUUCUUAUGCAACUAAAAUCAGCAUGAACAUAAUUCAUCUCUACAGCACCUCUUCUUUUUAAAAUUCUCUGUCCAUAAACAUUUAGAAAAGCAAUUCAAGGACUCCAAAGUCGAGUAGCAUAAACCUUACAACUGCAUCCUCUCCUCUCCUCAGGGAAGGCGAGGAGAAGCCUCCAGCAGAAAGGGUCAAAGCGAACCCUGCGACGCAUGAAGUUCCUGGAGGGCUACUGUAUGGAGCUGCUGAAGUGCGACCAGAUAGUGACCCAGAGCUCAGAGCUCACUCGGUUCUUCACGCCCAAAGACCACGACCUGAAGACUGAUUUCACCAAGAACAGGUAGGUGCAUCAUGUCAUGAUUGAGUCCAAAUAAUGCAAAAAGUUGAAAGGACGACUGAUUCUGACAUUCCUCCUCCCUUUUCUUGCAGCAUUAUGAUCCUGCUGUCUGAUGGCCCAGAUGGAGAAGGAGGAGACCAACAGCCUGCAGGGAACGUCACUCACCCCAUGGUCACCCAGACAUACCGCUGCAUGGCCGCUUAUGAGACAAAAGAUGCCAAGAACCGUCCCUUUAAGGUGGCUGUGGAUGAGAAACUGGAUGUCCUCAUUAAGGACCCUGCAGGUCAGAGUUUUAGCUUGUAUUAAACUGCAACAUUCAGAAGUGUCCUCUUUUUUUCAACUGGCUAAAUGUAGUUUCUUUUUUUUUUCUCUGCAGGUUGGUGGCUGGUGGAGAACGAGGAGAAGCGCUUGGCUUGGUUUCCUGCUCCUUACCUGGAGUUGUGGGAAACAGAGGAUGACGAUGACGAUGUUGCUGGAUUCCAGUUAGGAGGUAGAGUACUUAUUUGUCACAGAAAGAAUGCAAGUAGGGUAAAUAACAAGGUUGCGUAACUGUACUUUUGCCAGGACAAUGGUUGAAUCCCUCACUAAUUGUUCAAAGUCAUUUUACAUACUUACAGUUAAUCCCGGCUGUUACAAAGAGCAGACACUAGGGAGCUCUCUUUGACCAUUUUUUUGAAAUACAUGCUUCCUUUUUGAGCUGACUUGACUUUUUUCCUUCCGCCUUUCUUGUAGUGUAACAUUAUUCUCUGUUUGCCUCUUUCAGGUACCCUGUACUGUGCCGUGAAGAGUUACUCAGCUAAAAAAGAUGACGAGGUGUCAGUGCCCAUUGGCUCUGUGGUCGAGGUGCUGAGAAAGUCUGAUGAUGGCUGGUGGCUCAUCAGGUAUGCCUCUUUUGUCCUUCAGUCUGCUGUAAACAAUAGAGGGAAUAUAGAGCACAGGCUGUGGUAGAAAUUCCAUCAAUGCCUUAUUCAUGUACACAUCAGAGAGAGGAAGAAAGCAGGUUUUAUUCUUGGUGCCAUAUGUCCUAUGUGCUUGUUUACAUCUUGGUAGAGCAAUAUAGGAGUUAAAACCCUUGAUUGUGGUAGGUAGCUCAACUGCAGCUAAGAAACAACAUAUGACUGAAAUUUCUGGCCAGUAAUAUAAGAAUAAUUCUUAUAUGUGUAGAAAAUAGCCACCGGGAAAGCACAGGUGAUAUUUAGCAUGCAUUGAAUGAGAUUUUUCAGGUUGAUUUGAUCUCCUUAUCCCUUUCAAUCCUCUCUUCAGAUUUAAUGGUAAAGGAGGUUACAUCCCUGCCAUGUACCUGCAACCCUACAACAACCCUCGCACUGGUCUUUACAGUGUGCAAAGGAAGCUGCACAGCUCCAACCUGAACCUGUCUGCAACCAGCAGCGAACCUCGCUCUUCUCCUCCACCCAGCAUCACUGAAGAAACCAGUCUGCAAGAUUCUGCAGGGCCAUCCAGAGAAGAGCCCAGUUUGCCUCAACGUCUGCACAAGGCUCGGUCUCUGGAAGUCCUCUCUGAGACCUGGACACAGGCUCAGCAGACAGAGAGGGACGCCUCCACCUCAAACGGUUUCACUCGCAGAACAAGCAACACCAGCACAGAGCUCAGCUUCUCCGGUUUCUCCUCAGACAGCGAAUCCUCAAGCGUGACAGAGGGAGUGCAGCAGCGUGAUGCCAGUGAAAGUGCAGGUAGCAGUACUGAUCUGAGCCUGUCUGACCGUCGCAGCUCCGGCAAGAGUUCCAAAAGCUCCGGAUCAGCCUCUGGUGGCAGCAACACAUCCUUGAAUGCUCCCAAGGUGCCACCCAGACCCAAAACUGAAGAGAUCCUGAACCGCUGCACCACCAUGACAAAGAAGGCAGCCCUUGCUACCAAAACCCGGCUUCAGAAGCAGCCGCAGCCCAUCCAUGGCCGCUGAGAAGUCUAAGAUUUGACAUUUGGCUCUAAAAUCAUACUUGUAAAAAUACAUUUAAUUCAAGAUGUAUGAGAUUUUACUCCAUAAACCUUCCCAUAGGUCUGUCGGUCAAAUCAGCCAGGUGGCAUCACUUUGUGAUCCUUGUCAGACCAGUUAUUGAUGAGAAGAAGAAGUAAUGAGGAGAGAAAUGUUUGCUGAAUCCAUAAACUGAUGUCUAAACAUUUUUCUUUUGAUCAGAGGAGACCUGACAUCUUUGGUUUGAUGUUUCACUCCGAUGUAGAACCAUGUAGCUUCAAUGAAGCAUAGAGGAGAGCGGGUAAAAAUGUAUGUGAAGUGAUCACAUUAUUUAAAAAAAAAAAAAAAAGAUGUUUUUUUCUCUCACUGAAAGGAAAGUUGAAGUAAAAUUGAGGUUAAAGAUGUUAAACAUUUACACUUCAUUGUAUACAGCCUUACUAUACUAAAUUUAAGUACUACUAUUUUACAGGAAAUAAAAAGUUAUUCACAUCUUCCAUUUUUCUGUAUCACACAUGUAGAACUUAAUCCUGUUACUCUGUUAUAUUUUGCCAACUUAAUGUACCUACUUUAUGCUCUUAAAUUACGCUUGCCUGUUGUGAAUGAUGGUCAUGGAAACACCUGUAAACAGAUGAUGGGUGCGGUGUACAAACUGAAGAGGAUGGCUUACGAGUGUCUUGCCUGAACUUGUUUUGUUUAAUUAUAACUAUUUUAUGAGUGUGUUCAUUCCUCUCUGUACACAGUUUACUGCAGUCUGACCUUUUUCUAUUGUAUGAGUUACACAGAAACAGAUAAAUAAAUUCUUAUUUGCACCAAAGUGACAAA
Xyrichtys novacula (pearly razorfish) is the source of this 3850-nucleotide messenger RNA. The record is from the annotation of a GenBank genome assembly. NCBI's taxonomy places the organism in Eukaryota, Metazoa, Chordata, Actinopteri, Labriformes, Labridae.